Messenger RNA from Caenorhabditis remanei, 846 nucleotides. RefSeq lists its product as uncharacterized. The record is from RefSeq and is a predicted model, not a curated record. The transcript has 6 exons. Gene Ontology annotation, molecular function: DNA-directed RNA polymerase activity; protein dimerization activity. Gene Ontology annotation, cellular component: RNA polymerase II, core complex. Bases 1 to 846 code for a protein of 281 amino acids. Lineage: Eukaryota; Metazoa; Nematoda; Chromadorea; Rhabditida; Rhabditidae. Gene Ontology annotation, biological process: DNA-templated transcription.
AUGCCAUAUGCCAAUCAGCCGAACAUCGAGGUGACAGAACUGUCAAAUGAUUUAAUGAAGUUUGUGUUAUGGGACACAGAUUUGAGUGUCGCUAAUUCGUUAAGGCGUGUGUUUAUGGCAGAGGUUCCAACAAUUGCCAUCGAUUGGGUGCAAAUUGAAACCAACACUUCAGUUCUUCACGAUGAGUUCAUCGCACACAGAAUGGGAUUAAUUCCGUUUCUCUCUGAUUAUCAUGUGGAAAAAAUGCAAUACACAAGAGAAUGUGAAUGUGCCGAGUUCUGCGAUGAAUGUUCGAUUCCUUUCAUCUUGCAAAUGAAGUGCAAAGACGAGGCAACUUUGGCAGUCACUACAGCAGAUUUACGCUGUAUGAACAAUGAUACGACAGUUCGUCCUGCAUGCGGAAAAGCACUUCGUGAACGUGGAACAGGUCGAGAGGAUUUCCACAACCGAGAAGAAAUUUUGAUUGUCAAGCUUCGAAAAGGUCAAGAAUUGAAUCUCAAAGCAUAUGCCAAGAAAGGAUUUGGAAAGGAGCACGCUAAGUGGAAUCCAACAUGCGGAGUAGCUUUUGAAUACGAUCCAGACAAUGCUCUACGUCAUACGAUUUACCCAAAUGUUGAGGAGUGGCCAAGAAGUGACCACUCUGCUCUGCCAGAAGACAGUACUGAGAAAGAAGCGCCGUUUGAUCAAGACGGAAAACCGAACAAAUUUUUCUUUUCGAUCGAAGGCACUGGCGCUCUCCCAGUUCAACGAAUUGUUACGAUGGGAAUUGGAAUUCUCAAAAAGAAACUCGAAGAACUCAAUAUGGCUCUCUCUUUGGAACUUCAAGCGCACGCCCAACAACAGUGA